This is a messenger RNA of Ambispora gerdemannii, 255 nucleotides long. Lineage: Eukaryota; Fungi; Glomeromycota; Glomeromycetes; Archaeosporales; Ambisporaceae. The record is from the annotation of a GenBank genome assembly.
AUGACAUGUUCUUCGACGUGCUACGGACUCUCAAGGACGACAUAUUGUCUUCACGCUUUGGCAGCUGCAAACGUCGAAACCAUCGAGACAUUCUGUCAAUCAUGCCCGAGAAAUACUAUUUCAGCAUUUAGUCGUCAAGGAGAAUUGAUUGCCGUUCCUUUUAGCGAAGAGAAUUCCUUAGGCAUUACAUUGUGGCGAACUCGUACAGUUAUGGAAAGUACAGCCUGUGUAAGAGAUAUGUUGCUGUUGAUCUAA